Salvelinus sp. IW2-2015 is the source of this 6126-nucleotide messenger RNA. Lineage: Eukaryota; Metazoa; Chordata; Actinopteri; Salmoniformes; Salmonidae. The record is from RefSeq and is a predicted model, not a curated record.
CACACACCGGAAAACAGCUGAUGUCAUUGAGAGAACGACACACUGCCACCGAUAACCGGGAAUAUACACACUUAUCGCGUAACCCUAAGCUACUGAUAGAGCAUCACGCUCCCCCUGUCUAUCUCUGGCUGGUCUCUCUGCCCCCCUCUGACCUGGGGAUGAAUGCGCCAAUGAGGAGCCAGCUCACAGGUAUGCCUGAUCGCAUGUUAUGUGCAGUGCUGGAGCAAUUUCAGCUUUACUUUUCCCUUUGAUCCACUCUCUGUAUAGUACGGCCAGCCCCAGCAUGCUGAAGAGGAAGCAGAGCUCAAGGGUUGAGGCCCAGCCCAUGACUGACUUUGGGCCCGACGAAACCCUCGCCGACAGCGCCGACAUCUUCUGGAUCAACAAACCAUGGGUGCAUUCUCUGCUGCGAGCCUGUGCCAUCAUCAGCGUCAUCAGCGUGUGUAUGAACACACCCAAGACGUUUGAGCACUACCCCCCGCUGCAGUACGUGACCUUUACCCUGGACACGCUGCUCAUGUUCCUCUACACCGCCGAGAUGAUCGCCAAGAUGCACAUCAGAGGAAUCAUCAAGGGUGAUAACUCGUACGUCAAGGAUCGCUGGUGUAUGUUUGACGGCUUCAUGGUCUUCUUCCUCUGGGUGUCUCUGGUGCUUCAGGUGUUUGAGAUAGCGGAUGUUGUUGACCAGAUGUCUCCCUGGGGCAUGUUGAGAAUCCCCAGAGCCCUCAUCAUGAUCCGAGCCUUCAGGAUCUACUUCCGCUUCGAGCUGCCACGCUCACGCAUCACCAACAUCCUCAAGCGAUCAGGGGAACAGAUCUGGAGUGUGUCGAUAUUCUUGCUCUUCUUCCUCCUUCUGUAUGGAAUUCUGGGAGUUCAGAUGUUCGGAACGUUCAAUCAUCACUGUGUUACCAACGACACAACGAAUGGUACUGUGACAUGGAACAGCCUGGCCAUCCCUGACACCCACUGUUCGCCAGACGGGGAGGGCUACCUGUGUCCUUUGGGCUUUAAGUGUGUGGACUUGGAAGAACUGGGGCUCAGCAGACAGGAGCUGGGCUACAGCGGCUUCAACGAGCUCGGUACCAGUAUCUUCACCGUGUACGAGGCAGCCUCUCAGGAGGGCUGGGUGUUCCUUAUGUACAGAGCCAUCGACAGUUUCCCUCGCUGGCGCUCCUACUUCUACUUCAUCACACUCAUCUUCUUCCUGGCCUGGCUUGUCAAGAAUGUUUUCAUUGCGGUCAUCAUUGAAACGUUUGCUGAGAUCAGAGUUCAGUUCCAGCAGAUGUGGGGGUCCCGAAGCAGCACCACCUCUACUGCUACCACACAGAUGUUCCACGAGGACUCGGCUGGAGGAUGGCAGCUUGUUGCUGUGGACGUCAACAAACCACAUGGCCGCGCACCAGCCUGCCUCCAGCAACUGAUGCGCUCCUCCAUCUUCCACAUGUUUAUUCUGACUAUGGUUGCCGUAGACGUAAUCGUUGCGGCUAGCAACUACUACAAGGGCGAGAACCACCAAAGGCACUAUGACGAGUUCUACCUGGCUGAGGUUGCCUUUACAGUGCUGUUUGACCUGGAGGCUAUGCUUAAGGUCUGGUGCCUGGGCUUCACGGGCUACAUCAUCUCCUCUCUACACAAGUUUGAGUUGCUGCUGGUGGUGGGGACCACCCUGCACAUCUACCCUGACCUCUACCACUCCCAGUUCACCUACUUCCAGGUACUGCGAGUGGUGCGUCUGAUAAAGAUCUCCCCGGCACUAGAGGACUUUGUGUACAAGAUCUUUGGUCCCGGUAAGAAGCUGGGCAGCUUGGUGGUGUUCACAGCGAGCCUGCUCAUAGUCAUGUCAGCCAUCAGUCUACAGAUGUUCUGCUUCGUGGAGGAACUGGACCGAUUCACCACCUUUCCCAGAGCAUUCAUGUCUAUGUUCCAGAUCUUAACCCAGGAGGGUUGGGUGGACGUGAUGGACCAAACUCUUGUGGCCGUUGGUCAAAUGUGGGCUCCCGUAGUGGCUAUCUACUUCAUCCUAUACCAUCUGUUCGCUACUCUGAUUCUGCUCAGUCUUUUCGUGGCCGUCAUCCUUGACAAUCUAGAGUUGGAUGAAGACUUGAAGAAACUCAAACAACUGAAGCAAAGUGAGGCGAACGCAGAUACCAAAGAGAAGCUGCCCCUACGUCUAAGGAUCUUUGAGAAGUUUCCUAAUCGCCCCCAAAUGGUCAAGAUCUCCAAGCUGCCUUCUGAUUUCACUGUGCCCAGAAUCAGGGAGAGUUUCAUGAAGCAGUUCAUCGAUCGGCAGCAGCAGGACACCAGCUGUCUGUUCCGCCGCCUUCCUUCUGCAUCCUCCUCUUCCUGUGACCAUUCCAAGCGAUCCGCCAUAGAAGACAACAAAUACAUCGACCAGAAGCUCCGCAGGUCAAUAUUCAGCAUCAGAGCUCGCAACCUCCUGGAGAAGGAAACUACUAUCAAUAAAAUUCUCCGGGCUUGUACCAGACAGCGUAUGCUGAGUGGAUCCUUCGAGGGCCAACCACUGAAAGAGCGCUCCAUCCUCAGUGUCCAACACCAUAUACGCCAAGAACGCAGGUCUCUGAGACAUGGCUCCACUAGUCAGAGGAUCAGCAGAGGAAAGUCCCUGGAGACACUCACACAAGAUCAUUCCAGUACAGUGCGUUAUCGUAACGCCCAGCGAGAAGAUAGUGAGAUCAAGAUGAUCCAGGAGAAAAAGGAGCAGGCCGAGAUGAAGCGGAAGGUCCAGGAAGAGGAACUGAGGGAGAACCAUCCUUACUUUGACAAACCUCUCUUCAUUGUGGGGAGAGAGCACCGCUUCAGAAACUUCUGUAGGACUGUAGUGCGGGCACGCUUCAAUGCAUCCAAAACAGAUCCUGUAACAGGAGCGGUGAACUCCAAAUACCACCAGCUUUAUGAUCUCCUGGGGCUGGUUACCUAUCUGGACUGGGUGAUGAUCGUAGUGACCAUCUGCUCCUGUAUCUCCAUGAUGUUUGAGUCUCCUUUCACCAGGGUCAUGCAUGUACCCACUCUACAGAUAGGAGAGUAUGUCUUUGUCAUCUUCAUGAGUAUCGAGCUGAACCUGAAGAUCAUGGCGGACGGCCUGUUCUUUACUCCCACGGCCGUCAUCAGAGACUUCGGAGGAGUCAUGGACAUCUUCAUCUACCUCUGUAGUCUGAUCUUCCUGUGUUGGCUGCCUCCUAACGUUCCGCCGGAGUCUGGGGCUCAGCUGUUGAUGAUGCUGAGGUGUCUUCGCCCCCUACGCAUCUUUAAACUGGUGCCCCAGAUGAGGAAGGUGGUGCGGGAGGUCAUCAAGGGUUUCAAGGAGAUUUUCCUGGGUAUCUACAUCCACGUGUUUGUCUUUCUGGGCUGUAUGAUUGGACUCACUCUGUUUGUCGGAGUGGUCAUCGCUAACUUCAAUGAGAACAAGGGUACUGCUCUGCUGACAGUGGACCAGAGGAGGUGGGAGGACCUGAAGAGUCGACUGAAGAUUGCCCAGCCUCUCCACCUCCCCCCACGCCCAGAGAAUGCAGGGUUCCGUGCCAAGAUGUAUGACAUCACUCAGCACCCCUUCUUCAAACGGGGUAUCGCUGUGCUGGUUUUGGCCCAGUCAGUGCUGCUGUCUGUCAAGUGGGACGUAGAUGACCCAGUAACAAUGCCACUUGCUACCAUGUCAGUGGUCUUCACCAUUAUCUUUGUGUUAGAGGUGACGAUGAAGUUCAUAGCUAUGUCCCCGGCGGGGUACUGGCAGAGCAGACGGAACCGCUACGAUUUACUGGUGACAAUACUGGGAGUCAUCUGGAUAGUCUUGCACUUUGCUCUACUGAAUGCAUAUACUUACAUGAUGGGCACCUGUGUGAUCGUCUUCAGGUUCUUCACCAUCUGUGGGAAGCAUGUGACUCUGAAGAUGCUACUGCUGACAGUCGUGGUCAGUAUGUAUAAAAGCUUUUUCAUCAUCGUGGGAAUGUUCCUCCUCCUCCUCUGCUACGCCUUCGCUGGAGUCGUCCUAUUCGGAACCGUCAAAUACGGAGAGAACAUCAACAGGCAUGCUAACUUCUCCACGGCAGGCAAGGCCAUCACGGUUCUGUUCCGUAUUGUCACUGGGGAAGACUGGAAUAAGAUCAUGCAUGACUGCAUGGUGCAGCCUCCGUUCUGCACCCCCGAUAAGCAUCGCUACUGGGAGACGGACUGUGGGAACUACGCAGGGGCACUCAUCUACUUUUGCUCCUUCUAUGUCAUCAUUGCUUACAUCAUGCUCAACCUCCUCGUGGCCAUCAUCGUGGAGAACUUCUCUCUCUUCUACUCCACUGAGGAGGACCAGCUACUGAGCUACAACGACCUCCGACACUUUCAGAUUAUCUGGAACAAUGUGGAUGACAAGAGAGAGGGAGUGAUCCCAACAUCUCGGGUGAAGUUCCUGCUGCGUCUGCUGAGGGGCAGGCUAGAGGUAGACCUGGAUAAGGACAAGCUGCUGUUCAAACACAUGUGCUAUGAGAUGGAGAGGCUGCACAACGGAGGGGACGUCACCUUCCACGACGUGCUCAGUAUGUUGUCGUACCGCUCAGUGGAUAUCAGGAAGUCUCUACAGCUGGAGGAGCUGCUGGCUAGAGAGCAGCUGGAGUACACCAUAGAAGAAGAGGUGGCCAAGCAGACCAUACGCAUGUGGCUCAAGAAGUGCCUCAAACGCAUCCGUGCUAAGCAGCAACAGUCAUGCAGCAUCAUCCAUAGCCUGAGAGAGAGCCAGCAGCAGGAGCUCAGUCGCUUCCUCAACCCCCCCAGCAUACAGACCACCCUGCCUAGUGAGGACAUCAAUGCUAACCAGGACCAUUCAACACAGCCAGAGUUGAGUGGUCUCCAACAGCUGCUGAGUCCUACUCUGUCAGACCGUGGGGGAUACAGGCAGGACUCCUCAGAACGCCCUCAGAGGAAACUGGGACAGUGGAGACUACCUGCAGGUCGUACCAGUGUCAAGUCCAUGGUGUGUAAGAUGAACCCUGUGAGUGACGAAGCCUCCUCGGGGUCAGAGGUCAAGAAAUGGUGGACGCGUCAGCUGACCGUUGAGAGUGACGAGAGUGGUGAUGACCUCAUAGAUAUUUAAAGGGGAAACUCAGAAGAUUCAACCACGUUCACAUAUCGAACGAGAACUAGGAUAGACCACUAUAGCUCAGAGUACUCGGUGUCAAUACAGUACUCUGGUGGUUGAAACCUUUCUUGAAACGUUUUUUUCAAGCAUAUCCCAUUCAUACUUGACUGAUCGGGGAAGUGACAGCGUGGACAUCCUCCUCACAAGUCUCUCCAUCAGCAGCCGUCUUACAUCUGUGGGACGUUAGGAUCAGUUUUUUUCUCAAAAUGGCGGCUUGUGGACACAGGAAAAUGUCUCUUGGUUUGCAGUUAAGGCCAUUUCAAGAACGUUGAUUGUUAGAAACACCGCUUUAGCUGUUUGGUUUAAAGGCUGUAUAUGAAUGUACAAAGCCAAUCCCAUGACACCAUUCAUUCCUAUGUGAAGACUCAAUAGCCCAUUUGAAGCCAAAAAAGUCAGUUAAGAUGGCGUCUAAAGAAGACCUAACAUACGCAGUUUGAGCUACUCCAGGAAGUGACAUUGCAGGCCAGCUCAGUGCUUCCCCCUCUCAUUGAGUAUCUCAGGUUAAAGUCCGACCGGGGUACUGCAGGCUGCAAUUUGCAACUAAAUCGAGGCAACAAUAAACAUGUCGUCCCCCACGAAUGAUGCAGCGUCCCCCUUGGGCCAAUCCGUGUGAUUUUGUAAAUGAUGGAUCUGUAUGGCAAGACUCAUCAUUCACCCAAGUUUCAUCAAAAUCGGGCAAGUGGUAUCUGAGAUUUUGUGUGUGACUAAUGCACGUACAUUUGAUUACUAUAGUGCACCCUUUGGCCAAUCAGUGUAAUUUUGGAAAUGACGGAUCUAUGUAGCAAGACGCAUCAUUCACCCAAGUUUAGUCAAAUUCGGGCCAGUGGUGUCUGAUAAUUGUAUGGGUAAGCUAGAGGAAUAGCGUUUUAAGAUCAAGUUUCGUGCAGAUCGGUCAUCCGGUGCCAGAGGAGUAGCGUUUUAAGAUCAAGUUUCGUGCAGAUCUGUCAUUCGUGCCAGAAGGAGUAGCGUUUUAAGAUCAAGUUUCG